This is a messenger RNA of Anas platyrhynchos (mallard), 4595 nucleotides long. The record is from RefSeq and is a predicted model, not a curated record. NCBI's taxonomy places the organism in Eukaryota, Metazoa, Chordata, Aves, Anseriformes, Anatidae.
UCUGUCCAUAAAUGUAAACAUUUUAAAUAAAGGUUGUAUAAAGCUUACUUUAUUCAAAAACUAGGUUUGCUUAAUGCAUGACUUAAAUACACAUUUUUGGGGGGCUUAAAAACAUGUAAUUCUAAAAUGUUUCCUUCAACAAACUAAUAACAUACCAACAGCUUUAAUAUCACAGCAACAGCUAAAAUACAGCUAAGCUCCUGUCUAGUUUAGUUAGCAUGAGCUAACAUUGCUAAUACACUUACUAAAAUUGAAUACAACCACUUCGGUGGUGCAAGUUUCCUACUGCAGGCUUAUAUGAAAACUGCAAAGAAAGGUAUUCAAAUACAAUAAAAAUAAUUAUUCAAAUCAGAGUGUAAAGAUGGUAGGUUUUUUUUGUUGUUGUUGUUUGUUUGUUUUGUUUUGUUUAUUUGGUAGGAAACAAAUUCCAGGAAUGGACAGAAAACACAGGGAGGAGUUUAUUUCUCCUAAUUGCAAUGCACUGGACUUUUUUAGUCUAGCCAAUCAAUCUGAAUCACUGACGGUUGAAAAAUUGGCUUUAGAGAGAGCAAAGAGAGGGGGGGAAAUCUACAAUAUGGCAAUUACAAGAAUUCUAGAAGAAAGAAAAAAAAGUUUCAAAAGGAAAGAAUGGUUUUCCAAACUCAUUGUUCAAGAAUAUGAACCUCAGUUAGUAGGUGCAAAGAUAAACAUUUCAAAGGAGGAAACAGACAGGGAUUCUGCCUGCUGUGGAGCUGGUAAUUUAGAUGUUGGAGCUGAAGAAAGCUUAAAAGAAACAGAGGGUCAUUGUGCCUGGAAUGCAAGGGAAUUAGCAACAAGAAACGCAGCAGACCGGCUGGGAAGAAGUCUCCGAAACUCCUCUGUGCUGCUCAGUGUAGCGCUGGUGCAACUCAAAACUAUGCGUCAAAACCUACAAAUAGGCUUUGAAAAUGCUGAGCAGGAACAGCUAAUUGCGAAAAAAAAAAAAAAAAAAAAAAAAGGAGAAGAAGAAAGGUUCACUCUUCAAGGCUGAAAACAAGACUUACGUGAAAAAUCAGGAAACUUAAGAAGAUUUAAUGAAGAGUUGCUCCAGGCAAAAGGAGAAACUAUUAAUUUAAAUCCAAAGAGCAAAGAUUUACAACAAGACUCUAAGAAGUUAAAGCAGCAACAUGAGCUCGGAAAUAAGACCAGCACAGAAAAGGCGAAAACACAGGAAAAUAAGGAGCGAGGUGGAAGUCGCUACAAGCAAACUAAAAGCCGCAAAGCUCCUGCAUGCCUGGAAUCCUAAAGCCUUCGAACUGCUUGCAAAACAUCUGCCGGCCCCGCCGCGGGGCGAUGCACUCGGUGCCUUCGGGGCUGGCUCUCUGCAAUCACUUGGCAGACAACAGGGGAGCAGAGGGGAAGCUGCUGUCUGAAACGUUCUUUCACUAGGAUCACAGCUGAUGAUGUUUCUGCCUGACCUGUCCUGAAUGGUACCUGCAUUACUACACACUUGGAGUCACCGGAUCUCUGACACGAAGAGGUGAACCGUAUUGGUUUGUCCAAAUCAGUUUGUGAAUUCUAUGGGAGCAGGAACAUCUCAGUUGUUUGUAUAAUCCACAAGGCAUCGUAACACAGGUAAGAAAUCUGGUAGUUAGUAUGCAAAAAUAUUUUCUCUUAAAUACUUGUACAACAUAGCAGCUAGAGGCCCUAGAAAAUAUCAGGAUGCUAUCCUAAUAGGCACUGUACAAACACAUAGAAAGAAAUUGCUCCAGGUAUUAAACCUUUGCCGUCUGUAUGGACAAGACAGAGAGAAGCAGGGAGAUGAAGGGACAUUCUUCUUGAAGAGAUGUUUGGCAAUGACUUGCAGCAUGAGAUUCCAAAUAUGGGUUCAAUACUACGUGAAACCUCAAGAUACAUAACGUUUUAUUGAUCCCCACAAAGACAGACCUGGACUUAGGUCAGUAGAAAGCCCCUGUUUAUGUCUGAAGGGAGCACUUGCCACUAUUUUGUCCCAGAAUCACCAGAGAGCAGUACAAAUGUGGCACAGGGAAAAUGCAUAUAUGGAGGUGACUGAACACAAAAAUAGCAUCUUUAUGGAUACACACCGUAGUGCACUCCUCUUAGACCUCUAAUGCCAGUUAGAUCUAACACGCUGCUAUAUGGGAGUGUUGUGUAAAGCCGUGUGCUUUUAACUCAAUAUAAAUUGAGUAAGGAACCCCUAUACUUUGUAAUCCUGGGAGAUGAGAGCGCUACUUCAGGAUUGUGGACACACUACCUUAUACCUAUCUUUACACUAAAAUAAUGAGUGGUAAAAUGGUUAAGGCUUUAGUCACUGUUGGCAACAUUUGCUCUUUUGAAGGGCAUUUAUGGGGGCUUGUUUUGUUUCACUUAAAGUUUAAAGCCUGGAACCUUUGUGGCUGUUUAGAAAAUGAGAGAAAAGAUUAACAACCUUGUACAAAACAAACAAACAAACAAACAAAAACCCACACAAAUGCAAUGAAGUAUCUAUCGGCUAAGACUUAUUCCAGGGUUUAAAACUGAGCUGCUCUUUUAUAGUAAAAGCACAGAGGAGACUUGUCUGCCUGUGGUGUUUUGGGGUAGAUCUCAAGGCUUGUUAGACACCAGUCUAAAAAGACACUUGUGUCUUAGCACAGGUCUUUGAAAUCCAUAUAUGGCUACCAACUAGGGUGUAUGGUCAACAUUACUCAUCAUUUUUAAAUUAUAUUUUAAUUGCCUUUAAUUUAAGAACUUUUUUUUUUUUUCCUGGUAAACUAGAAAUGGUGGUACCUGAAGCAUGGCUAAGCAAUUCGGUAUUCUCUUUUACCAGGACAUCUUCCAUUCGUUAUCUUUAUGCUUUAUUUUGAUUUCUAUCCUGAAUCCUUGCAAUCAUUUUUUGUGGAUCUGCUAAAGCAAAGCUGGCAGUGUUUGUCUUGAAAUCUCGUCCUGUAAACACAUUGCCUUUGUAAUAAUGUUUAAACUACUGUCCAAGUACAAAGAAUAUGAAGAUUAUUUGGACAAGUGGCUGGGGUUUUGGUUGAACUCUUGGAAGCCGUGAGCACUGAAGAGAGAAUAUGGGUCUCACCUUGUUUUAUUUUCAUUACACCUUGUACGUAAAGCCAGAUGUAGAAAGAGCUAAGAUUUGACUUACUGCACUUGUUCGGACUAUACUUAAAUCACAGAGCAGAAAUACAGCAGCUCAAGACAUUUUUUUUAGAGGAUUCAACACGUUUCUAUAAAACGACUUUUCCAAAAUAGCUCCCUCCGGUACAUUCUUACAGAGCUCACACAAUGUUUGGGUUUUAUUUUAAUCAGGCGCUGCUCUGUGGGAAAUAAAUGAGGUUUUAUUUCCCAUCAUUUUAACUAAAAAAAUUAGCUGCACACACUGAAGUCACUGUAAAAUGUACUCCACUACAGCUGGGCUAUAGAAAAUCAAAAAAACUGAUCAUGUCUUUGAUGAAAGAUGAAUGGUUUCUAUAUAACUCUGAGGUCUGUAAAGCAACUGGAUUAAUGCUGUAUCUGUGAACAAAUGACAAGCUCUGUUUUGUAAUUUCAGUCUUUUUAGAUUCUUAUUAUGACAUUUCUUGUUCUCUUGAAAUGGAAGAAAGUAAAUAAUUGAGUUUGUGGGUGAUGAGCCUGCCAAACACAAGGCAGUAAGAAGUUCUGUAAGCUCCUGUAGUGGUUAAUGCCUGCUGGGCUCCUUGCCAACAUGGUCAAAAUAUUUUAACAUAAAGUUGAAAUCUCCUUAUGCUGUCAUUUGGCCACUGCAAUCGACUGGCUGGCGAUAACCUGGCAUUAGUCAUUAAAAACACAACUGCAAUACUGCUACACGUGACCAUUAUUCAUGGAAUCUCUGGCUGUAAAAAAACAUGAUGAUAAAACAUUAAGUCAGCUGGAUACGCGGUUUCUAAAACUCAUUAAUUCAUUUGCCUUGCUGAGCCUCUCAGUGAAACUAAGUAUGUCAGAAUUCAGUAUUCAUGUGAGAUACAGCAUCCCUAGAGUGCUCUUAAAUGCCGUGCUAUAAGAGAAUAAAGCAACUGGCUAUGUUAAUUUUAAGUCCCUUUAGAAAGAAAAGAAAAUAGACUAGUGCUUGGAAAAUCAGAAAUAACAUUUGACUAAACAUCUUUAUCUGAGAAUGCCCACAAAAUAGAGCCUUUUCCUCCCUCGUGCACUCCACACCUUUGGUUCUCUGCCUUUCACUGGAGCACAGAAUCAGUAGGGUCCUCCACAGAAAGCUUUUCUGCUUAGCUCUGCAGGUGCUGGAGCUAUACAGCAACAUGCUGCAUUGCAUAUAUUUCAACAGGAGCCAAAUCAAACCAUGAUCACAGUUAUCUUUAUUAUUGUAUUUUUAAAUUUUACCCUCUAAAACUCCUUCACUCAAAGACAGACAAAAAAUAAUGUCAGAGGGAAGCAAAAACAAUUGGCCUGGGAAGGAAGUACUCACUGAAAGAAUGUUUUUUCAGCCAACAAAACAGAACAAUUUUUUUUCUUCCCCCAAUAGCUGAUUUUCAAUGAACAUUCACUGAAGAGUAAAAAAGAAAGAACGCAAAAGAGAGAAGAAAGCUUUUCCUCAAGACCUGCAGUGCCUCUGUUUUCUGGAACUCAAUGAAGAGACAACUCCUUAUUAAUAAAGUGCAAAA